AAGAACAGUACACCUCUUCAAGCCCCUCAUUGCCAUAGCCCAUAGCCAAUAAACCAUGGCUCUUUCUAAGGUUCUUGUUGCAUCCCUUCUGGUAUCUUUUGUCCUCCUCCAUAUUGCUGAUGCUGAUCAACCGGUACACGCACAGACUCAGAGUUCUCUUCUUCAGCAGAUGGAUUGUGAUGGAGCGUGUGCUGCACGAUGUCGUUUAGCAUCUCGUCAGCGCAUCUGCCACAGAGCCUGUGGAACUUGCUGUAGACGGUGCAACUGCGUACCACCAGGAACUGCCGGUAACCAAGAAGUGUGCCCCUGCUAUGCCAGCUUGACCACCCAUGGCGGAAGACGCAAGUGCCCUUAACAGUUCCAUACCAACCCAUGCAACUUAUAAAUUAUCCUUCGUUUGCAAUCGCAUAUUAUGUUAUUAUAAUAACAAGUCAACGUGGAACAAUAGCGUAUUAUGUUAUAUAAUAACGUCAUGUAAAAUAAAAUUGUGUUUUCAAUGCAUGUUGAAUCAUUGUUAGGAACUGAAGAGAGUGAAAAGGGUGAGAAUUUCAGAACAAACACCAAGAAGAAGAAGAAGAUGAAGAAGAUGAUGAAGAAGAAUUGAAUCAUUGUUAGUGUUUGGGAAUAUAAUUAUAAUAUAACGUCUUUUAAUAAUUUCUGUGUAAUAGUAUUGUUCUUUUCCUGUCUGUGAUGUGGUAGUUUUAUGCUUUCUCUUUUACGUCUAUUGUUGUAUUGUAUCAUCAAAUUGAGGAAUAUAAUAAAA
Gastrolobium bilobum is the source of this 763-nucleotide messenger RNA. RefSeq names its product gibberellin-regulated protein 1-like. The record is from RefSeq and is a predicted model, not a curated record. The transcript is spliced from 3 exons. NCBI's taxonomy places the organism in Eukaryota, Viridiplantae, Streptophyta, Magnoliopsida, Fabales, Fabaceae. The coding region runs from base 56 to 355 and encodes 99 amino acids.